AUUGGAGUUCACACACAUUCACAUUUCUGACAUUGUGCUUGGUGUGUGAAGAUGUGUGUACGGAAAAUCGCCUCUUACUAGAAUAAACGGAUAAAUGUGAAUCACUACUAUGUGUGUUAUUUAUUAUAGGUGGUCUAAGCUUGCUUUGUGAUUAUUUCCAUCUAUGUUUACUUCUUAGGCUACUUAGAUUUUGGAGAAGUAUUUAAAUCGCAUGCCCAGCAGGGUCUUAUAAUACAUGAUCAUGGGUCUCCUACCCCUGGAAUUUACGGACUGCCUUACUAAUAGUCCUUAUUUUCGUGAAAAUCUUCACGCCCAUGAGAAAGAAUUAGAAAGAACAAGUCAGUCUAUUAAAGUAUUGAUUAAAGAAGUUAAGGAUUUGCUCUCUGCCGCCAAACAACUGUCGAGGGCGCAAAGAAAUUUAGCCAACACCUUGAAAAAUUUUCAGCUAGAGUGUAUAGGAAGCAGCCAAACCGAUGAUGAACUUGUUAUUGCUGGAGCCUUAAAAGAGUUCAGUAACUUGCUUAAUGCUAUUGAAGAUGAAAGAGAUAGAAUGUUGGAGAAAGCUCAAAUCGCAUUUGUCGAUCCGAUCGAAUGUUUCCGAAAAGAAUAUAUUGGUGGAGCCAAGGAUAGACGAAAGAAGUUUGAGAAAGAUACCGCCAAAUUCUUCCAGUCACAAGACAGGCAUUUAAAUCUUUCUAUCAAGAAAAGUGGGAAUCAGCUGCAAGAGGCUGAUGCUUGUUUAGAAACAGAACAACGACAGUUUUCUCGAGCUUCAUUAGAGUAUAUUUUAUUUCUGCAAGAAGUACAAGAACGAAAAAAAUUUGAAUUUGUUGAAACGAUUUUGAGCUUUAUGUAUGGUUGGCUGACAUUUUAUCAUCAAGGUCAUGAAGUUGCUAAGGAUUUUAAAUCAUUCACAACAGAUCUGCAGAAAAGAUUGCAGAAGACAAGAGAAAAUUUUGAUGCAACUCAUUGCGAAGCAAAACAUCUUAUGUUCAGAUUAUUAGAAAAUCCACUAGAUUCAGGAUCACUAAAUAAAAUGUUUACUAGGCAGGGAUAUCUCUAUCUGAUGGAAAAGAAAGCUUUGGGUACAACAUGGACAAAGCAUUUUUGCCAGUACCAAAAAGAAAAUCACAAAUUUACUAUGAUACCUUAUUCUCAAACUACUGGGAAAAUUGCCUUGCCGGAAACUUUUGUGCUUAAAGAAUGCAUUAGGCGUAUGUCAGACUCCAUUGAUAAAAGGUUCUGUUUUGACAUCAUAUGUGAAGACAAACCAGGUGUUCUAACUUUUCAAGCAUUAUCUGAAGAAGAUAGACAUUUGUGGAUGGAUGCUAUGGACGGAAAGGAACCAGCUUACAGUCAAACUGGGAAACUACCAAAGCAAGAAGAGUAUUAUCUUGAUGAAGUGGGAUUCUUUUUUGUUCAGCAAUGCAUUGAUGCUAUAGAAAUCAGAGGCUUGGAUGAUGAAGGAUUGUAUAGAUUAGUUGGUGUUAACUCUAAAGUUAAUAAGCUUACUCAAAUGGCAUUAGAUCGACGAAAAGGUGAAAAAAUCAAUUUAGAUGAUGCUGAUGAGUGGGAAAUUAAAACUAUAACUAGUGCUUUAAAAAACUACUUUAGAAAUCUUCCAGAACCGUUAAUGACAUUCCGUUUACACAGUGCCUUUAUAGAAGCUGCUAAACUAGAUAAAAUGGAUGAAAGAGUUAAUGAAAUCAGAUCACUUGUCCACAAACUUCCUAAGCCAAAUUUUUGUAUGCUGCAGAUUCUAAUUGCUCAUCUUUGCAAGGUUGCCAAACACUCUGACAAAAAUCUUAUGACUGUUUCGAAUUUGGGUGUUUGUUUUGGUCCUACUUUACUGCGACCCGAGGAAGAGACUGUAGCUGCAAUUAUGGAAAUUAAGUUUGGAAAUAUAGUUUUAGAAAUUAUCAUAGAACAAUAUGAUAAAAUAUGUUCAAAUGCGGUAAUGAAUGGAGAUACUAAGGAGAACAUAAGUUCCAAAAAGGUAGCAAAUUCCACAUCUCAUCAUAAUGCGAUAUCCAACGAUUCUCGGUCUGAGCCUGUUGCUCCACAGCGAAGAUCUAAACGAGAGACUGUAUAUGUAAUGGAUGCUGGAAGACCCCCCGGUCGAACUGAACCGCACAUGUCUCGGUCUUCUCACUCCAAUUAUUCUGUAUCACCCAGGGCAGAAAGUCUGUACCUCGAAAAUUCUAAUUCUACCCAACGUGUGAUGGUCGUGCAACCGUCAUAUGUCCAACGCCAGUCAUACCAUUCCCUAAUGUCAUCGUCAGUGCCAGGACAUUCUGUGACAACUGCAUCUUCACAAAAGUCAUACUCAUCUUCAUCUAGUUCACAACAGUCAUCUUCUCGUAGUCAACAUUCUAUUACUAAUACUCCUUCAACCCAGCAAGCAAGGAACUCUGCUGCUCAACCACAGAGGACUAGGACAAAACCCCUAGUGGUGUAUAAUCCAUCUUGGAAUGAUCAUCAAACAUCUAGUAGCAGCAGCUCAGAAUCCUUGCAUUCGCCUCGAUCCACCGGAAACUCCAGUCAUCAUCUGUUGACCCACACAUCUCCCUCAUCAUUAAAAUCUAGUUCAUCCCAUCACCAGCCUCUGUCCCAUGGAUCUCCCCCAGUACGUACCAGUUCCUCCCAUCACCAAUUGGCAACACACUCAGCUCCAGCAUCCACUACACACCACCAUGCCUCCACUAAUCAGUCUAUAAAAACUAGUCCAUCACAGCACAGGAGGAUGGAUAAGUCAGCCUACAGUCCAGCCCACUCUCCCAACAGGACUGACAACCGAACUGCAGAAAGUCGUAGAGGUGGUAAUGUUAUUCCAGUAACUGUUGGAGCAGAAAAACCUAGGAGGAGUUGUAGAGCGGCGUUAGAUGUUGUUGGUCAUCAGAGGCAUGGAUCAACAGGUUCUAGGGAUUAUUUUAUCAGUGGAGUACGACAAAAUAGUGUGUUUCCUGCUAGUCCAUCAACAUCAUCUUCUUCAUCAUCAUCUUCUGUACCAUCUGGAAACGGAAGACGUGUCCGAACCCUUUAUGCAUGUGUGGGUGAAAAUGAAUCAGAACUUUCCUUCGAACCAAACCAAAUUAUAUAUAAUGUACGGCAAUCAAGGGAACCAGGCUGGUUAGAAGGCUGUUUAAAUGGACGAACUGGUCUAAUACCUGAAAAUUAUGUGGAAUGCCUCCCUUGAUAGUAAAUCAAAAACUUUAUUGAAGAAAUAAUUUUAAGUAUUGCAUGAAAAAAAAACUGAUUUUAUAUAUAAAAGAAUACUCUUAUUGAAGAAUUAAAAAGAAAAACAAUGGAUUGAAAAUUUACUGUAUAUAGUUGGAAAUAUUGAUAUGUACAAAAUUAUAUGAACUAAUGAAAAUUCAUUGUAAUAUAAUUUAAACAUUGUCGCAAAUUUUGAUUAGGGUAAAUUAUGCCAUGUUUCUAUGGUUACUUUUUCAAUUUCAAUUAUUUUUUGAAAAAAAUAUGGGUUUACCCUCUUUUUUUUUAAAAGUUACAUUACACUGGCAAAAUCUGGCUGGUACAAGUAAAUGUUUAUAGAAUAUUUAUUAUAAAUAGCUUUCGACAAAUAACUAUGAAUAUGGAAUAGGUAAUUCAUUUUUAAAAAAAUAUUUUUACUGAUUAUUUAGGAAAAUUUUAUCAACUGUGACAUGUCAUGCAAUAUUUUAUUGAAACUGCUUAAAGAAUAUUUAUUUUUAAUUAUUUCACAAAUUUAAUGAAUAGUUUUAAAUUUUAUUUAUUACCAUUAUUGAUGGGUAUUAGUAACUUUAAGAAAUAUUUAUUUUCUUUGUGCAUUUUUGAAUGAAUUAUGCAGUGUGUCCAUAAAGUCAUGGCAUACUUUUGUCCAGUCAAUGAUCAUAAGUGCGUCAUGACUUUUCUGGACGCAUUUGUAUUUAUGCCCACUAAAAAAAGUUGAACAUUUUUAGUUAUAAUUUCAUUUUAAAUUGUACAUAUUUAUUGUCAAUAUAAAGACAAUUUCAAUUUGAUUAUUUUAGACUAUUUUUUAGACACAGAAUUUCCAAGUUAUGCAUUCCAUUAAUUAAAUAUUAAUUAACCCUUUGCUUUACGAUAGGUGGAUCAGAAUGGAUUCAUCAUGUUAAGUGCCGUAAGCAAAAGCUUAAUAUAUUAUAAUAAGAUAUUAAUAAUGGACAUGAAAAAUGAUUUUAAAAAAUUUAGAAAAAUAUAUCUCAAGCAAUUACAUUUUAAAUGUAAAAAAAUUCUUACAAUUUGUCAUUUAAAUAAAUUAUUAUCUUUAUUAUUUAAUCCAAAGCACAGCAAUUUUUUUAUAUAUAUAUUUAGCGUAGUAAAACUUUAAAAAAAUUAUAUGAACUAAUUUGCCUGCAGAAUAAUUAUUUGAGUGAUGUAUUUCCAAUACUUUUUAAAAAAUUGAUUGUUGCUUUUCAUACAAUUAAAUACUAUAUUGAAUUGAA
Parasteatoda tepidariorum (common house spider) is the source of this 4442-nucleotide messenger RNA. NCBI's taxonomy places the organism in Eukaryota, Metazoa, Arthropoda, Arachnida, Araneae, Theridiidae. The record is from RefSeq and is a predicted model, not a curated record.